Molecule: messenger RNA, 1404 nt
Organism: Puma concolor (puma)
Lineage: Eukaryota; Metazoa; Chordata; Mammalia; Carnivora; Felidae
Gene: PAIP1
Product: poly(A) binding protein interacting protein 1
Biological process (GO): regulation of translational initiation
Molecular function (GO): RNA binding; protein binding; translation activator activity
Source: RefSeq, a predicted model, not a curated record
CACUUCUCUACCGAGAGGCACCGCGUAGAGCAAACGAGGCCCCUGAGAGCUCCACCUAGUUCACAGGAUAAUAUCCCACAGCAGAACUUGGAGUCAGCAAUGGCUAAACCCCAGGUGGUUGUAGCUCCUGUAUUAAUGUCUAAGCUGUCUGUGAACGCUCCUGAAUUUUAUCCAUCAGGUUAUUCUUCUAAUUAUACAGAAUCCUAUGAAGAUGGUUGUGAGGAUUAUCCCACUCUAUCAGAAUAUGUUCAGGAUUUUUUGAAUCAUCUCACAGAACAGCCUGGCAGUUUUGAAACUGAAAUUGAGCAGUUUGCAGAGACCCUGAAUGGCUGGGUUACUACAGAUGAUGCUUUGCAAGAACUUGUAGAACUCAUCUAUCAACAGGCCACAUCUAUCCCAAAUUUCUCUUACAUGGGAGCUCGCCUGUGUAAUUACCUGUCCCAUCAUCUGACAAUUAGCCCACAGAGUGGCAACUUUCGUCAGUUGCUGCUUCAAAGGUGUCGGACUGAAUAUGAAGUUAAAGAUCAAGCUGCCAAGGGGGAUGAAGUGACUCGAAAACGAUUCCAUGCAUUUGUACUCUUCCUGGGAGAACUUUAUCUUAACUUGGAGAUCAAGGGAACAAAUGGACAGGUUACAAGAGCAGAUAUUCUUCAGGUUGGUCUGCGGGAGUUGCUGAAUGCCCUCUUUUCCAAUCCUAUGGAUGACAACUUAAUUUGUGCAGUAAAGUUACUGAAGUUGACAGGGUCAGUUUUGGAAGAUGCUUGGAAGGAAAAAGGAAAGACUGAUAUGGAGGAAAUUAUUCAGAGAAUUGAAAAUGUUGUCCUAGAUGCAAAUUGCAGCAGAGAUGUGAAACAGAUGCUCUUGAAGCUUGUAGAACUCCGGUCAAGUAACUGGGGUAGAGUCCAUGCAACUUCAACAUACAGAGAAGCAACACCUGAAAAUGAUCCUAAUUAUUUUAUGAAUGAACCAACAUUUUAUACCUCUGAUGGUGUUCCUUUCACUGCAGCUGAUCCAGAUUACCAAGAGAAAUAUCAAGAGUUACUUGAAAGAGAAGAUUUUUUUCCAGAUUAUGAAGAAAAUGGGACAGAUUUAUCAGGGGCUGGUGAUCCAUACUUGGAUGAUAUUGAUGAUGAGAUGGACCCAGAGAUAGAAGAAGCUUAUGAAAAGUUUUGUUUGGAAUCAGAGCGUAAGCGAAAACAGUAAAGCUAAAUUUCAACAUAUCAGUUUUAUAAAGCAGUUUAGGUUAUGGUGAUUUAGCAGAACACAGGAAAGCAGGAAAAUGUGUCACACUUAUACCAAAUUAAGGAUGUUGAGUUAUGUUACUAAUGUAUGCAACUUUAAUUUUGUUUAACACUAUCUGCCAAAAUAAACUUUAUUCCCUAUAACUUAAAAUGUGUAUAUAUA